AAAAAAGAAAGAAAGAAAGAAAGGUUAAAAAAGAUAUUCACCCAGAGCAGGGAAAGGAAAUAUGGGAAUGGCGGACGCUAAGCAGGUGGAACAACUCUUCGAUCAGAAGAAGCCCGUCAAGAAUCCUCUCGUUCCUGUUGGUGCACUGAUCACAGCCGGUGUGCUUACGGCUGGGCUGAUCAGUUUCAGACAAGGGAACUCUCAGUUGGGCCAGAAGUUAAUGAGGGCUCGUGUCGUAGUUCAGGGUGCGACAGUUGCUUUGAUGGUUGGAAGUGCUUACUAUUAUGGAGAACAAUUUAGGGGUUCAAAAAAGUGAAGCCAUAUAGAAUAAUAUUGGUAUACUACUAUGCCUUGUUUGUUAUUUUGAUGGUGAUUUGCACUUUAACAAUGUUCCAAAUAAAACCACACUUACUUUGCCAAAUCAUUUUCUUUCCCGUGGAUAAAUGACAGUAUAGUUAUUCUGCUGA
Asparagus officinalis (garden asparagus) is the source of this 467-nucleotide messenger RNA. Its product is annotated as RING-H2 finger protein ATL48-like. The transcript is spliced from 2 exons. Bases 62 to 316 code for a protein of 84 amino acids. The record is from RefSeq and is a predicted model, not a curated record. NCBI's taxonomy places the organism in Eukaryota, Viridiplantae, Streptophyta, Magnoliopsida, Asparagales, Asparagaceae.